Molecule: messenger RNA, 2151 nt
Organism: Prinia subflava (tawny-flanked prinia)
Lineage: Eukaryota; Metazoa; Chordata; Aves; Passeriformes; Cisticolidae
Gene: CERCAM
Product: cerebral endothelial cell adhesion molecule
Exons: 13
Coding region: 227-1762 (511 amino acids)
Source: RefSeq, a predicted model, not a curated record
CUGCGCCCUCCUCCUGCUGCUGGGCACCGGCACCGGCACCGGCACCGGCACCGGCACCGGCACCGGCACCGGGCCAGCCCCACCGCGCCUGGUAGUCGCCCUGCUGGCCCGGAACGCGCAGCACUCGCUGCCGCACAGCCUGGGAGCCCUGGAGCGCUUGGACUAUCCCGCGGGCAGCAUCGCCCUGUGGUGUGCAACAGACCACAACUCGGACAACACGACAGCAAUGCUGCAGGAGUGGCUGGGGGCGGUGGGGAAGGAUUAUCACUCGGUGGCCUGGAAGGUGCAAGAGGAGCCCAGCUCCUACCCUGAUGAGCUUGGUCCCAAGCACUGGAGUGACAAACGCUAUGAAAAUGUGAUGAAGUUGAAGCAGGAAGCUCUCACCUAUGCCCGGGAGCAGCAGGCAGACUACAUCCUGUUCAUGGACACUGACAGUGUCCUGACCAACAACCAGACCCUCAAGUUUCUCAUGGCGCAGAACAAGUCAGUGGUGGCCCCCAUGCUGGACUCACAGACCUUCUACUCCAACUUCUGGUGUGGCAUCACACCUCAGGGAUUCUAUCGCCGGACAGCCGACUACUUCCCCACCAAGAACCGGCAGCGCCUGGGCUGCUUCCGUGUCCCCAUGGUCUAUGCCACCUUCCUGAUCGACCUGCGGAAGGAGGAGACCUUGCACUUGGCUUUCUACCCGCCCCAUCCCAACUACACCUGGGCCUUCGAUGACAUCAUUGUCUUUGCCUACUCCUGCCAGGAGGCUGGCGCGGAGGUCUAUGUGUGCAACCAGCACCACUUUGGUUACAUCAAUGUUCCUGUGAAGGCCCACCAGACGCUGGAGGAUGAUCAUGCCAACUUUGUGCAUCUCACGCUGGAGGCCAUGGUGGAUGGUCCCCCCAUGCAGCGCUCCAGGCACAUUUCUCUCCUGCCCAGACCACUCACAAAAAUGGGCUUUGAUGAAAUCUUCCUAAUCAACCUGGUGCGGAGGCCAGACCGGCGGCAGCGAAUGCUGGCAUCCCUGCAGGAGCUGGAGAUCGUUCCACGGGUGGUGGAUGCUGUGGAUGGCAGCACCCUCAACAGCAGUGACAUCAAGGUGCUGGGUGUGGACCUGCUACCCGGGUACUAUGAUCCCUUCUCUGGCCGCACACUCACAAAGGGCGAGGUUGGCUGCUUCCUCAGCCACUACAAUAUCUGGAAGGAGAUCGUGUCCCGGGGGCUGGAGCAGUCGGUGGUCUUCGAGGAUGAUGUGCGCUUCGAGGCUGCCUUCCCAGCACGGCUGCAGCGGCUGAUGGAGGAGCUGGAGCAGGCACAGCAGGAGUGGGACCUCAUCUACCUGGGGAGGAAACAGGUGAACGACGAGGAUGAGGCACCGGUGAAAGGCGUGCGGAACCUGGUGGUGGCUGGGUACUCAUACUGGACACUGGCCUAUGCCAUCUCCCACCGUGGGGCACAGAAGCUGCUGGCCACCAAACCCCUCUCCAAAAUGCUGCCUGUGGACGAAUAUCUGCCCAUCAUGUAUGACAAGCACCCCAACGAGGAUUACAAGCAGCACUUCUCCCCACGGGAUUUGCUUGUAUUUUCGGCUCACCCCCUCCUGGUUUAUCCCACUCACUAUGCUGGGGACAGCAACUGGCUGAGUGACACCGAGACUUCCACCAUCUGGGAUGAUGAUGCCAAGAAGACUGACUGGGUUGGCUCGCAGAAGACUCUGAGGGACUCACGGGGCAGUGCAGGCCACCUCCGCUCCACAGCCCGUGAUGAGCUCUGAUGAAAUGAGGGAUUGUGAUCCAGUGGGGAGCACCGUGGGCAAGGACCAAGCAACUGCCCACUCCCACUCAAGAGAUGCAGCUGCCCUGGACACAGCCCCACAGGUUCUUUGAAUCUGCAUGUGACAAAUCCACCCAAGGCAGGAUUUGCCCCAGGAAAGCCUCUCCCUGCCAAGUGGAGAGACCAGGGGAGCACUGUGCUCCAUCUCUGCCGAGGACACUUCUCCAGGACAGUUUCAAGCGAUGCCAACUCUGCUGUCUCCCACCAGCCCGGACUUUGGGGAGAGGACUUUGGUCUGGCACCUGUGGUGGCCUCCUGCCACUGACUGGGCUUGUCCCUCAUGCCAUGCCUGGGGGGAAGCCCAGCGAGGAUUAAAGCAGACUGAGCUGA